Mobula hypostoma (lesser devil ray) is the source of this 6559-nucleotide messenger RNA. RefSeq names its product signal peptide, CUB domain, EGF-like 2 (gene scube2). Gene Ontology annotation, molecular function: calcium ion binding. The record is from RefSeq and is a predicted model, not a curated record. The transcript is spliced from 23 exons. Gene Ontology annotation, cellular component: cell surface. Lineage: Eukaryota; Metazoa; Chordata; Chondrichthyes; Myliobatiformes; Myliobatidae. Bases 72 to 3143 code for a protein of 1023 amino acids. Gene Ontology annotation, biological process: signal transduction.
GUCAGGACAAUCCUAUUUCUCAGUUCAAACGUGUCUUUGCAAAGAGACACUAAGGAUCGGAUCAUAUCAUCAUGGGGGCUGUUUGUUUGGUGUGGCACUUUUGUUUGUUUUUGCUCUUGUUAAACAGUUGUGAAAGCUCUGCAAGUGCAGGAAUUCGAGACAUUGAUGAGUGCACAGAAGGAACUGAUGUCUGCCAUGUCAAUGCAGUCUGUCAGAAUACACAGAUGUCAUAUAAGUGCUCAUGCAAGGCAGGCUAUAAGGGAAAUGGAAAGCAAUGUGAAGACAUUGAUGAAUGCCACAGAGAAUAUAACGGAGGCUGCGUCCAUGAAUGCAUCAACAUUCCAGGAAACUAUCGUUGCACUUGCUAUGAUGGCUUCAUGUUGGCACACGAUGGACAUAAUUGUUUGGAUGUUGAUGAGUGCAGUUUUAACAAUGGUGGCUGCCAACACACUUGUCUAAACACAAUGGGUAGUUAUGAAUGUCAGUGUAAAGAAGGAUUCUUCCUGAGCGACAACCAGCAUACUUGUAUUCACCGUUCAGAAGGAGGAAUGAGCUGCAUGAACAAAGACCACGGAUGCGCCCAUAUCUGUAGAGAAACACCAAACGGAGGAGUAGCAUGUAAAUGUAGGCCUGGUUUUGAACUAGCCAGGAAUCAGAGAGGAUGCAUAUUAACAUGCAAUCAUGGAAAUGGUGGGUGUCAUCAUACCUGUGAUGAUACAGAUGAUGGACCUGUUUGUGGCUGCCAUCAAAAGUACGCCUUGCUGUCUAAUGGGAAAAUCUGUAUUGAAAAGGCUGAGGCUGCAAUUGACAACUCUGAAUACAAUGCCACGUCAGUAACUGAUGUGGACAAGCGGGUGAAACGCCGACUGCUAAUGGAGACAUGUGCUAUUAAUAAUGGAGGAUGUGAUCGUACCUGUAAAGACACCUCUACUGGUGUUAGGUGCAGUUGUCCUGUUGGAUUCACACUGCAACCAGAUGGGAAAACUUGUAAAGAUAUUGAUGAAUGCCUGAUCAGUAAUGGUGAUUGUGAUCACUUCUGUAAGAAUACCAUUGGCAGUUUUGACUGCAAUUGCAAGAAAGGCUACAAGCUUUUAACAGAUGAAAGAACCUGCCAAGAUAUUGAUGAAUGCUUCUUUGACAGAGCAUGUGAUCACAUUUGUGUCAACUACCCAGGAUAUUUUGAGUGCAUUUGUAAGAAAGGAUAUACCUUGUAUGGACUAACGCAUUGUGGAGAUUUUGAUGAGUGCAGCAUCAACAAUGGGGGCUGUGAACACAGAUGUGUAAACACAGUGGGAAGUUACGAGUGCCAUUGUCAACCAGGUUAUAAAUUACAUUGGAAUAAGAAAGACUGUGUUGAAGCAGAGAAGCUCCUACCGGGGAAAGUGUCAGCCAAAGCCCUGCUUAACUGCAGUAAAAGAGGUGGAGCUGAUAUGUGUUCUUUGAGCUGCCUAUCAAAUGUGCAUUUUGCUGCUGAGUCUGAGGAUUCUUACACAUUUAGAUGUGGCAUGUCUUCUCAAUGUCAACACCUUGGGCAGAAUAUAAAAAAUGCUACACACUGUGCAGGACUGAACGUCACAAAGCUGCCAACAAUAAAGACAACAGCAACUUUUAAACUUAACACAGGAAGAUGUGAGUUGAGAGGAAUCAAAGAGAAGCUUAAGUAUAGUCUGCAGCAGGUCUCUACAGAAAAGUCUAACAUUCCUAGUACAAAGAACUGUCAGCUGAAUUUUGUAAAUGUGAAGUGCAGUUCCUCCAAGAAAAGUCAUGACCAGUGGAAUCACAAGGAAAUGAGAAAUGAGGGCUCAGUCAUUUCUGCUGUUUUUGAGGUUGAAAUGAAACCAGAGGAGGUGACAGAAACCUGUGAUUUUGGGUGCAUACGACGGAAAACUGAGAAGAGGCUUCGAAAAACGACAAGAACACUGAGGAAAUCAAUCAACAGGGAGCAGUUCUACCUCCGCGUAGCUGGAACAGAAUAUGAGGUGGCUAAGAAAACAGCAAAAGCAACGGAUUUGCAGGAGUCAUGUGCACCAGGCCAGGUUUCUCAGAAUAACAGAUGUGUUAGUUGUAGCGCUGGCACGUACUAUGAUGGCGAACAGGAGAGGUGUAUAUUAUGUCCUGCUGGUACCUAUCAAGACGAAGAAGGACAGCUUUCUUGUGAGCCUUGCCCAAACCCUGAAAGCCAAGGAAACCAAAGGUCAACUGGAGCUCGUAAUGUUUCAGAAUGUGGAGGACAGUGUCAGGAAGGAGAAUUUUCAACGGAUGGGUUCAGGCCAUGCCAACCAUGUCCUUUAGGAACAUACCAGCCAGAAAUUGGACGAACUUCUUGUUUUUCCUGUGGUGGAGGUUUAACUACUAAACAUGAAGGAUCAGCAACAUUUCAGGAUUGUGAAACUAAAGUUCAGUGUUCGGCUGGCCAUUUUUAUGAUACAAACACACACAAAUGCAUUCGAUGUCCAGUGGGGUUGUACCAGCCAGAGUUUGGGCAAAAUCACUGCAUUGCUUGUCCUGGAAAUACCACCACAGAUUUUGAUGGAUCAACUAAUAUUACUCAAUGUAAAAACAGACAAUGCGGUGGAGAGCUUGGAGAUUAUACUGGAUAUAUUGAGUCUCCAAAUUACCCUGGUGACUACCCUGCAAACGUUGAGUGUACCUGGAAUUUAAGUCCACCUCCAAAACGGCGUAUUCUCAUUGUUGUACCAGAAAUAUUCCUGCCGAUUGAUGAUGAGUGUGGAGACUACUUAGUCAUGAGAAAGAGCUCUUUGUCCAAUUCAGUGACAACCUAUGAAACAUGUCAGACAUAUGAGCGCCCCAUUGCAUUCACCUCAAGAUCAAGGAAACUAUGGAUUCAGUUCAAGUCCAAUGAAGGGAAUAGUGGCAAAGGAUUUCAGGUUCCAUACGUUACAUAUGAUGAGGAUUACCAAGAACUGAUUGAAGAUAUAGUUCGAGAUGGUCGCUUGUAUGCCUCUGAGAAUCAUCAAGAAAUACUAAAGGACAAGAAACUCAUCAAGGCCCUAUUUGACGUUUUAGCUCAUCCACAGAAUUACUUUAAAUACACAGCCCAAGAAUCCAGGGAAAUGUUCCCCAGGUCAUUUAUUCGACUGUUGCGCUCAAAGGUUUCCAGAUUUCUGCGGCCAUACAAAUAGCUGGGAAUUUCUUUAUUUCCCUUGAACUCUGGUAUUUUAUAAGCAGACUAUAAAAUGUUUCAUUUAAUUUGUUUGACUUCAGUUUGCAUGUACUCAUUUACAUAGGGAACAUAAUGUUCUGAUGUCCCAUCUCAUUGCACUCUGUUAAGUACUCAAAAUAUUGGACCCUGAAAACAUUAAUGGUGAGUUGGGAAUAGUACGGUUAUUAAGGAACAAACUCGAUAUAAUUUCUUUUCCUUAAUUUAUAUUAAAACAAGUUAUCGUACUUACACACAGAACCUAGCCUUUUUUUUAAAUGAGAUAAUAUUGUUGCAGAUUAAUGCUAUAGGAACAUCCAACAUGCGACCAGUGGCUGGCAAAGCUCAUGAUAGGCAAUAUAAGAACAUAUUAUUGUUGCUCAUUAGAACUAUAAAUCCCUUAACCACUUGGGUUCUUUUCCUUACGUGAAAACAAAAACCGUAUGGAAGCAAUGAAAAACAUACAUAGUAAGCUUAUGUAUGUACUAGAUAAAGGUACAGGUAUGUCGCUUCCCGAGUUUCUCUGUUUAGCGGACGAUUUCCCUCUACGUCUCUCUGACGUAGUGGGGGAAUCGUGUAUGAGGCAAGUUACAACAGUGGUUUCCCAUUGCCUUCUGCCGGCUGAGUUUCCAAAGAGAUCACCAGCUCGUAACCCAGCACCGAUGGAAAGCGUGCGGGGGAGCCGGCUGGAUUCGAACUCUGGACCUUUUGUCCCGAAGUCCAGCACUGAUGCCACUACACCACCAGCUGGGUCUAUGUGCUAGAUACUGUGUGAAAUUAGCAAACCAUCAAAAUGCCUUGGCUGAUCCAUACCGUCAUACUGACAAAUUUGCUUGUCCUUUUGAAAUUUGGUGGUUUUAUCCUAUGAACUAUGAGCAUUUUUAAUCUCUGCUGUUAUAAUGUUAAAAUAAGAUGUAAUAGCCCUUAAUCCACAUUGUUCAGCAUUUUAUAAUUUAUCAGCUCCUUAUCUCUGCUUUUCAAUGCUAUCAUUCAUUGGACAUAUCAUACCAAUUGGGUUACUGGGCUUCACAAUGGCUCUCUGUAUCUUUAUUCUUACAUGUGGCAAUGAAAAUGCUUGCCCUUGGAUUUCCAGUGUUUAUAUUCCAUAAUGUUUUUAGUGUAAGUUUCUUUUAAAUAGCAGCAUUCUAGUGUAAUGUUGUAUUCAUAUCCUGUUAUUUUUUUAGUUGGAUAUUAAUUGUCUUGAACAUAUUUGUUAAAGCAAAGCAUUAAAGGUAGAUCAGUUCUACCAUCCCUCCAAAACACAUAUAGGAAAAUGAUCUAGUCAAUGCAGAGUGUCAUUUAUAUACUGAUUGGUAGUCAUAUCUCAGUGAGAGAACAUUGACGCAAAGUUAUAAUUAUCCCAUCCGAAGGUAGAUGGUUUCCUGUUCACCAUAAAUAGGUUACCCUCAAACCACCAAACAAUGUGAUAAAAAUGUCUGUGUCACAUGUUUUUAGGCACCUGAAGCAUAUUAUGGAAAGCACUAUAAGGCACAUGUUGCUCUAGUUUAGCAGUUCUCGUCGCGAAACUGCAAUGUAGCAAAAGCAAAAUUCAAAGUUUAUUGGGUAAAAUACUCAAAGGGCUUCAUCAGAAUAGUAUGAUCAAUCUGACUGUAGCACUGAACUACAUCAGGAAAAGCCAGGACAGGUGGUUAAAGAAAUGGAUUUUAAGCCAAGUUUUAAAGAAAUUCAAUUGAAUUUUGAGAAGUUGUUACACAGACAACCUGUAAAUUCUAGACAUACUAUUCACUGUGUAGAAGGGAGUCAUUAUGUGCAGACUUGUGGUAAAUGAGUAUUUGUCAAGGAGAACUUUAAAACAUUUUCAUGUCCAACCCCGCCUCCCCAGAUAAUAACUUUCAUUGCCCCCUGCUUUAAACGUCCAAAAGCAAUUUUCAAGUAUGUUAUCAGACAAAAAGACACCAUGUCAAGAAGCAUACAUUAGACCAAAUGUUCAGUAAAUGGAAAAUUUUGAAUAGCUUCUUGUAGAGAAAAUGAUAAGGCGAAGAAUGGUAAGGAAAAUCUAAACUUGGGUUCCUAGGCAGUUCAGCACCUGGCUGCCAGAGAUGGAUGGGAUGACUUAACUCCAAAUACACUGGCAAUUCAGCCAUCACUUUGCUGAUGAGGGAAAUUAAAUUUAUAUCAGUGGAUGGAAAACUGCAGCGAUAUUUAUUGAGUCAGAGUGAUCCCAGCUGAUCAAAGUAGCUCUGUUUAAACUAUUUCCCACAGGUCUUACCAUUCAAUUAAUGACUAAAUAGCAUAGGUUAAAAAUACUGAUUUAAGAAAAUGCAUUGUACUACAAAAUUCAAGAUUCCUUCUUCUUUUCGAUGACUUAAUUUGAAGUUUAUGCUCAAUGUAGAUUUAUCUCAUCUGCCCUAGAUUGGAAUAGGCAUUGAUGUCUACUUGCGCUUUUAAACAGUUAUUGUAAAUUAUGUAUAAAUUUGCCAAAUGUUUGUCCUACAAAUUUUAAUAUUAACUUUAAUAGGAAAUACAAAUGUUUACCCUUAAGUGGUUGAAUUGGUGUUUAUUAUGUAGUGUGCUUUGAUAAGUUUGAAAAUGUCAGGUCUCUUUAUUGUACCUGUUUCAGUGUAUAGAGGGCAUCGCCAUACACGGCACAUGAUAGCACAGGUGCCAUCUUAAUUUUAUCUCACAUAUCACUGUCUCUCAGCUCAUUUCCACAUGAUUUCUUAUAUGUGACCCACUCAUUGAAUUAAAAUUUAAGAGCAGCAUUAUCGCCUUACGGUAUCUGUUUCAAAUGCACUAGAGGGUAGCCAGCAAGUUAAACCCACAAACAAACUUAUAUUGAGACAUGUUUCAUUUUGCUACAGUAUGCUGACUACAAUCAGAAAACUGGACAGCCACUCGACAGACAGACUGACCGACUUACUGAGGUCUUGUCUCUUCUCUCCAAACAUUAUCGGCAAGUAGACAGAAGGAGCAGUUGCUCACACGAUGCAACUGUUAAACUAGGCCUGAACUAGCAUGACAGUAGUUAUAUUUAUUGCAGCGUUUCGUUAAUUAUAGUCAAUUCAUCAACAUUGUCUCGAGUAUUUCAGCAGAGCUAAACACCGGACAAAUCAUGUUUUUGAAAUGAUUCACUGGACUGUGAAAAUAUCGAUUUCAUAUUUGAUUUUUAUUGUUCCAAAUGUGAGAUGACACUGCCAAUACGGUGAUCAUAGUAAUGUUAUUUGAAAGCAUAAAGCGCAAGAAAUAUAAAGCUUGGCAUUUUAUGUUAUAUCAUUGGCAUUUUCACAAUCUAACUUACUUUGAAAUUAAUUCAGUUUCAAUGCCAUUUUCACUUUUGAUGUGAAUUUCCUGAGAAUUUCAUGUGUAAAUGCUUGAGAAUUAAACUAUUAUAAGCAAGUGAAAAUCAGCCUAAACAGCAACUACAUGGAAAAGUUUGAA